GGGGGCUCUGUGGAGGUACGAUGCCGCCCAAAGGUCCCGGCAAAGGCAAGCUGCCAGUCCCGCUCCCUAAAGACAUGAUCCUGAAAGACACCGAAGGAAAAACCUGGAGGCUGGGCAGUCAGAUCGGCCAGGGAGGAUUUGGCCUGAUCUAUUUAGCAUCCCCUCAAACUCAGGUUCCUGUAGAAGAUGAUGCAGUACAUGUCAUUAAAGUGGAAUAUCUUGAAAAUGGCCCCUUGUUUUCUGAGCUGAAGUUUUACCAGAGGGCUGCAAAACAAGAGCAUAUAAGAAAAUGGAUGAAUCUCAAAAAAAUAAAAUGUUUAGGAAUUCCAGUGUUUUGGGGAUCAGGCCUGGCUGAGUACAAGGGAAAAAGCUACAGGUUCAUGGUCAUGGAGAGAUUGGGGCAAGACCUUCAAAGAAUCUUUGAAGAUUGUGGAAGCAGGUUUAAGAAGGAGAUUGUUCUGCAACUUGGGGCACGAAUGUUGGAUACUUUGGAGUACAUACAUGAAAAUGAGUAUGUCCAUGGGGACAUUAAAGCAGCAAAUCUUCUUCUGGGCUACAGCAAUCCACACGAGGUUUAUCUUGCAGAUUAUGGACUUUGCUACAGAUAUUGUCCCAAUGGGAACCACAAACAGUAUCAGGAAAAUCCUAGGAAGGGCCAUAAUGGGACAAUAGAGUUUACCAGCAUAGAUGCCCACAAGGGAGUAGCCCCAUCCAGACGAGGUGACCUUGAAAUCCUUGGCUACUGCAUGCUGCACUGGUUGUGUGGGAAGCUGCCCUGGGAGCAGAACCUCAAGGACCCUGUAGCUGUCCAGAGUGCAAAAACAAAACUUAUGGAUGAGCUCCCAGAUUCAGUGCUGAGGUGGGAUUCUCCUGGAAGCAGCUGCAGUGAAAUAGCCAAGUUUCUGGCCUAUGUUUCUGGCUUAGCUUAUGCUGAGAAGCCCAAGUAUCAAGUGCUGAAGAAAAUCCUGCUGGAUGGCCUGGAGUCAAGUGGGAUGCGCUAUGACGGCCCUCUGGAAUUUUACGCGGCAGCAGCAUGUGCACGGAAUCACCUUGCUGCUAAGGCGUCCAGAGUUCACCUCCCAAAGUCUCCACCAAAACCAGCUCAGCAGAAGGGAAAAAAGUCAAAAGGUGAAGAACCUGCCUGUCAAAACAAAGUGUGUGUGGGGGGGACAGGCACACAGCUCCUGGGAGAAGGAAAGCCAAGUACAUGGAACAGGAGGCGUCCCCAGGCAGAGCUGUGGGAGCACACAGAGUUACUGUCUGCACCUCAAUGGGCUCCCUUGCCCAGGCCUUCCCUAAAUCCGGUGCAGCAGAAGGAAGACAUGGGGCGUGAGGACCACUCAAGCUGCCUGAGCAGGCUCCACACCCAAGGAACACGCCAGCAGUUCCAUGUGGAAGAGAGGCCACCCAGAUUUUACACUUCAUGUCAGGAGCCUGAGGACCCAAAAAAGGAAGACACUGCAAGAGAGCUGCCACCAUUUGACCCUUACAGAAUACUCUCAGAACCCCAAAAGAAACACAAUCACCUUGUAACUCCAGUUCCUGCAGCAGCAUCCCAGGCUGGUGCUGACACCACUCGUCCCUCUCUCUCUGUUGUGUUUAAGCUGGCAUUUGCCGAUCAAACCUACCCCUACACUGCAGCUGUUCUGGUGCUUCUGCUGCUCAUUGUCCUGUCCUUGUAUCUGCUUUGAUGUUGCUGUUCCAGUGUCUUCAGUGGGAGCGCAGUGGUGCUCCCACAAUGCAGCUUUUUCCUAGAGUUUCUUCAUUGAAGAUUUCAGUGUCAGGGGCUUAAAAAGAAGUUUUUAAAUAAUCCUGUCAGUACAUGCCUUGUACAGGCAAGUUCUCAUCUGCACUCAGUAGUUAUGGAUUCUCUGAGCUAUUUGUGUUGGCUUCUGUUAUAAAUGUUGGGAUUCUUUUUGUUGCUUGUAAGUGAACCUUUUGUUAUGGCAUAAAAAAAGUAUCAUUAAAUACAAUGAGUGUGGUCUUUAAUUA
Messenger RNA from Vidua chalybeata, 1992 nucleotides. RefSeq names its product VRK serine/threonine kinase 2 (gene VRK2). Gene Ontology annotation, cellular component: nucleus; cytoplasm. The coding region runs from base 21 to 1691 and encodes 556 amino acids. Lineage: Eukaryota; Metazoa; Chordata; Aves; Passeriformes; Viduidae. Gene Ontology annotation, molecular function: protein serine/threonine kinase activity; ATP binding. Gene Ontology annotation, biological process: signal transduction; peptidyl-serine phosphorylation. The record is from RefSeq and is a predicted model, not a curated record. The transcript is spliced from 14 exons.